Triticum aestivum (bread wheat) is the source of this 1657-nucleotide messenger RNA. RefSeq names its product transcription factor bHLH144. Lineage: Eukaryota; Viridiplantae; Streptophyta; Magnoliopsida; Poales; Poaceae. The record is from RefSeq and is a predicted model, not a curated record. Gene Ontology annotation, molecular function: protein dimerization activity. The transcript is spliced from 3 exons. The coding region runs from base 575 to 1300 and encodes 241 amino acids.
UGACUGCGCUGCUCGCGUCCUCCAUCCAACCUCUCUGUCUGCAUGCAUCUACUCAAAAGCAGUGCAGUGCAGCGCAGGCAUAAAAGAAUCGCACACCCGCCCAAUCCCAGCAUCCAACGCCGUCCGCUGCUGGUUCAUCCGUUGUAUAAAACCCUCCCCCGCCGUGUCCAUCCAUCCAUCCAUCCAUCCGCUCUGUCCAGCAGAUUUCAUCACCUCUCUCUGCCCUGGCCCCUGCCCCCUGCUCUCCACCAAUUUGCUCUGCUUGCUCAUCGUCCGCAAGCAAGCAAAUUCUUCUCGAGAGAUCAUACAUCGUCUGCUUGCUCGUCGUCGACUGGUAUGAGUAGGAUGCCAAGGGCGGUUCGCCAGGUGGUGGCGUUCUUCCUGUGAUCGUCAUGAGAAGUGGCGCCUCGCGUAUCACUACAUACUGUUGAUGCAAGUUUGCCAAGUGAGGACAGAUCCUCGCGCACCACAAAACUAGCCGAAUACUUCAGUCGAAAUCAACACCAUUUUUCUCGAAUUCCCCACAAAACCCAUAAACAUCUCUAGGAGUUGAGCAGCUCGCAGCAGUGAAGUGAUGCAGGGAGGUCCAGGCUACGGGUACGGCGGCUACGGCUACGGUGCCGGCUAUGACAUGACCGGGUACGGCAACGGCGGAGCAUACUACACCAACGACCGGUACCCCACGCCGGCACCGGCGCCGGCUGCCUAUGAGGACCCGCUCGCCGGUCGGAGGCAGCACGACUUCCCGGCGCCGCUCACCGGGCUCGAGUUCCAGCCGUCGGAUGCCUGCCCCAAUAACUACGUCAUCUUUGAUCAGACCUACGACCGGAGCAGGGUCAUGUACAACCCGUCGCUGCCCAACAACUUCGGUUCCUCCGGGGGCUAUGACCAGCACGGCAACAACGGCGGCUAUGAUCACAACUACAGCGGCGGCCACGACGGCGGUAAAUGCUCGACUGGGCAGAAGGAGGACAGCGACGAGAUCGACGCGCUGAUGAGCUCUGGGGACGGCGAGGAGGAGGACGACGUGCUGAGCACGGGUCGCACCUCAGGGUGCCGCGGCGACGGCUCCCCGGACUCCACGUGCUCCCCCGGGUACGUGGUGAGCGUCAGCCCGAGUGGCGGCGGAGGUGGCGAGAGGAAGAAAAACCGGAUGAAGAAGAUGAUGAAGACGCUCAAGGGGAUCAUCCCCGGCGGCGACCGGAUGGACACCCCCGCCGCCCUCGACGAGGCCGUCAAGUACCUCAAGUCGCUCAAGGUGGAGGCCAAGAAGCACGGGGUGCGCGGAUCAAGAAGCUAGAUAGCGACCUCACAUGGCAACGCAGGGCGACUCAAUGAGCUCAAUGAUGGAGGCGGAAGACCGGGUAGUUUGGUGCUCCUUUUUGCACUGCCAGUGCCAUGAUUUCACCUCGUGGAGCUCCCGAGGAUCAGUGCAAAGGAAUGAUGAUGGAUGGUGUUGUAACUAUCAGGCCGAUUAUAUACACCGUGUUUUUGUUUAUCCCCGUUGGGCUCCGCGCUGCACAGUUGCUUACCAUGUUGUUGUCGUUGUUUUGCGCUUAGUGCUUUUUAAUAGUGUUUGUGUUUACCUAGGCACAUAUUACGAGAUCACUAAUCGAGGGCACCCUUUGCAAUGAUUAUUCCCACCUUGGGUUGAGCA